GGCGGGUCGCCGUAGGGAGGAGCAAGCGUCGCCCUAGCAACGGGCAAGGUUUAGCUUAGUUAGCAAUAGAAUCAUUCUAAGGCAAACUGAGUUACUGGUUAAGGAAAAACGCCUUAAACUUCCAGCUUACUAACCGAAGCUGUGAUGGCGACGAGUAACCCGUCCGUGUUUUUGCUCACAGUGAACGGGCAGAUAGAAGGAGCGAACUUUCCAGAGUAUGACGAUUUGUACUGCAAAUACUGUUUCGUCUACGGUCACGACUGGGCUCCCACCACGGGGUUGGAGGAAGGCAUCACACAAAUAACCCGUAAAAACAGCCAAUCUUCACACAGGUUAAUAUGGAACUUUCCACUGGAAACAACGUUUAAGAGCACAAAUCCUUCUGGAUGGCCUCAGCUAGUAGUGAGUGUAUACGGUCCAGAUGCGUUUGGCAACGAUGUGGUCAGAGGCUACGGAGCAACACAUGUCCCCUUCACCCCUGGACAACAUACAAGAACCAUCCCCAUGUUUGUUCCUGAGCCGACGUGGAGACUUCAGAAGUUCACUGGCUGGUUGUUGGGACGGCGGCCCGAGUACACAGACCCUAAAGUAGUAGCCCAGGGUGAAGGCAGAGAAGUGACUAGGGUUCGUUCUCAAGGCUUUGUCACAGUUUCCUUUCACAUCAUGACUAAAGACAUGAAGAAAAUGGGAUAUGACAUCGGACCAUCAAGCCCUGCAAACACAGCAUCUGUCACAUCUGGCUGGUCAACAGAGGAACAACAAUGACAUCUAAUAAGAGACUGUUGGAAAUUUGGGACAAUUAACCUUUUCACUCAUUCUCUUCCCACAAUGACGUAUUUGUCUGCCAAAGUAAUACAGAACGCUCACAUCAACUAAUUUAUUUGUUCACCUCUUUGAUAGCAUGUAAAUCCACAAUCCUGCAAUGCUAAAAAUGCAAUUAUUUUGAUGUGAUCAUAGUUAUUUAGAUAUUUUCUAUUGUCCUACUUUGCUAUUUUUUUAAAAAACUUUUUUAAAAUAUAUGUAAAUUUCAUCAAAAGCCUUGUGUGAAAAUGUUUGUUUCGACCUUGUGGUUUAAAAAAAUAUUCAAGGACACAGACACCCGAGUUACAGAGCUGAAGUGAUACACAUUUUAUUUUGAACCGAUGCAGCUACAGUUGUCCUCAUCCAACAGGGUGUGGCCUGCUGCGUUCGUUUGUUUAGAUGCCGUUAAAAUACCACAAUGACUUUUCCUACAAAAACCCAUUACACAGAAUAAUAAGGUAUACAGAAGAACAGUAUGUUACAAUAGUACAAAUGAUAAAUUAUAUUAUACAGUUAUAAUGCCAAUGGGUUGGGCACGUAUCCAAUUAAAAAAAAAAAACAAAA
Amphiprion ocellaris (clown anemonefish) is the source of this 1365-nucleotide messenger RNA. It is a transcript of the gene b9d1, whose product is annotated as B9 protein domain 1. NCBI's taxonomy places the organism in Eukaryota, Metazoa, Chordata, Actinopteri, Pomacentridae. Gene Ontology annotation, cellular component: MKS complex. Bases 145 to 765 code for a protein of 206 amino acids. The record is from RefSeq and is a predicted model, not a curated record. Gene Ontology annotation, biological process: cilium assembly. The transcript is spliced from 7 exons.